AUGCUUCGCCUUCCCUGCCCCGCAGCCACUGCCUUCCCCGACCUGCUCCUCCGCCGCGCGCCAACCAAGCCACCGCCUCCCCCGACUUUCUCCGCCGUCACCGCGUCGUGCUUCGCCUUCCCUGCGCGCAGCCACCGCCUCCGCACCACUUCCUUGUCGGCGCACAUGGCGAGCCUCCCCUGUGCGCGGUCGCCAGCUCCCCUGACCCCCUCCACAGGACGCCAUCUGCACUCGACUGCCGCCGUUGGUCCCUCCUCGCCCCGCCUCGCCGCCCGUAGCUCGUCCGCCUUGCCGCCGGGAGCUCGCCUGCCUCAACCUCAAACGAAGCCUGCAGCCACGGAGCGGGCGCCGUCGACAGCGCCAGCAUGGUCGAGAUCAGACAUCGGAGGAGUCAGCGCUCAAGGAGGCCGCACUCGUAGUGCUCACCCUGUGCCGCCCCCACGCGUCUCCGUGGGAGUUGUUGCUGGCGGCUGGGUGCUGCUACCUUGCGCGUCCGGGCGUUGCUGUCGACGGAGGUUGGCUUUGCUACCUUAG
Messenger RNA from Lolium perenne, 534 nucleotides. Lineage: Eukaryota; Viridiplantae; Streptophyta; Magnoliopsida; Poales; Poaceae. The record is from RefSeq and is a predicted model, not a curated record.